Messenger RNA from Cydia amplana, 675 nucleotides. RefSeq lists its product as uncharacterized. Bases 94 to 660 code for a protein of 188 amino acids. The transcript is spliced from 3 exons. Lineage: Eukaryota; Metazoa; Arthropoda; Insecta; Lepidoptera; Tortricidae. The record is from RefSeq and is a predicted model, not a curated record.
CAGUCGAGUAGGCGCAGUGAUCAUAGAAAGUUUAAUUUCAGUUUCGCUUUAGAUUCACAUCUCAGUGCUCGUGUUAGUGUUAAAAAAAAAACCAUGAGCUUUAUUGUCAACUCAGCAGUGUGCUUGUCUGUGAUGCCGGACUGUGAGCACAGACCUUUGGCAAGAAGGAUGUCAGCUCCGGGUUUAACUUCGGAGGCCCAGUUGCGGUACCUCCUGCAGUGGUUUGGAGAGUUCAGUGAGCUGCAGCGGGAGGACUUCCUGCCGGUGCUGGCUGCGGCGUCAGGAGGCAAGGCGGACCAGCUUGCCGCCACACUUGCAGCCUUGUCUUGUGAGGAUAAGCCUGUCAGCUUGUUUCAAUGCAGAAUAAAGUUAUUCAACGAAUGGUAUCCCACUUGGACUGGAGACGAAAAAGACAGACUACUUUCCGGAGUCACAGAAAUGGACCCGGACUUUGGUAAGAAGCUACAGGAAUUUAUAACUAACGGACCUAAGACGAACGGUGAUCUCAACGGAACCAAUGAAGAACAUUCUCCGACUGAAGAGAAAGCUGAGGAAGUACAGAAUGAAGAAGCUGAGGAACAUGAAGUUAUUGAGGAACAGGAGGAACCAGCUAUACCACAGGAUGCUAAUAUUGGUUUGGAGAUAACAGCUGCCUCUUAACAAAAAAAAAUAGUC